This is a messenger RNA of Orbicella faveolata, 1640 nucleotides long. RefSeq lists its product as uncharacterized. NCBI's taxonomy places the organism in Eukaryota, Metazoa, Cnidaria, Anthozoa, Scleractinia, Merulinidae. The record is from RefSeq and is a predicted model, not a curated record.
AUGGACUGGGCGAUGAAAUUUCUCCCAAUCAGCUACCGGGAAACACAACGGGAUUCGCUCGUUAUUCCAACCUCAGGGAGGCUUUCCUGCGAUCCCAUAACGCUGGGGUGCUAUCACAAUGCCUUUCUUGCAAGUAUUGGUGAGCGUGUCGGAAUCAGAACCUCCCGCUACGACUUCAGCGACCCCCAAGCCGGCAAAGAUGUUUGUGAUCGCCGUAUAGCCACUCUUAACAGUCAGAUGCGGCGAUUUAUAAACGAGGGAAAUGACAUAAACAACGCCGAAGAUAUGAAGGUUGCAAUUGAAUCGCAUGGUGGUGUCAAGGGCUGUUAUGUCACUGUUACAGAAAUUCAAGAUUUUAUAAUUAUGACGAAACAUAGGAUGACUGGUAUUCAAGCACUGAAAAUUAUUGGACUGAGAGUUUGGAAGGCACACAAUGUGGGCACCGGCAAGUUUUUUUCGCUGGCACGGCUUAAUAAGUAUGGUACUCCACAAGGUCCCACAGGAGUCAAAGAGCUUCAGCCAUUUAUCCGACCAUCUCAAAAUGUCGGCACGUUUCGUGCAGUAGCAACUCAGGCCCAAGAUGUCGGACCAUCAGCGCCAACGGAGGUACAAAUAAGCCAGUCAGAAGAAACAGAGUCAGCAACUCGAUCGGUUGCUUCUUAUUUCUACCCAGAACAAGGCUGUGAAAAAAUCUACCAGGAAUUCAAAAGUCUACAGAAACAUCUUGAUGUUGGUCGCCACUUAAUCAAGUUAGAAAGAGAAUCUGACCAUGACAGCAUUAAGCGAAGUGGGCGGAAACCUGUAAAACUGUUACUAGAGACUAUGUGCGAGGCGAAAUUGGUGUUGCGCCGUCCGCGACAGAAUCGCCUUCAGUAUCAGCUGACAGUCCUUCACUGGAGGAGGGUUGGGCACUGAAGAAAGCGAAGAAGUCUACCCGAUUUUUUGAACGCAUUCGUCUUUUUUGCAGGAUGCAUUCUUCCAAAGAGACCAAACCAGUGUUAAAGCAAAUCCUGCUGAUAUUGCGUUUAAAAUGAAGAGUCUAAGAUCAGCAAAUGGAAAUAAAUUGUUUACAAAGGAGGAAUGGCUUUCAACACUUUAAGUUGCAAGAUGUUUCAGCAGGUUGUCAGCCCUUAAUAAGAGGAGUGUCUUGAGCUAAAUGUAAGUGCUUCCCAAGAGGUGGAAGAAGACCUUGAUUAUGUCAGCGAAAUAGAAGCGAUGGAGACAAGAUUUAUAUAAGAAGGGAACUAGAAGUUUAAUUUAAAAAGUGUAUUUUAUGUAUAAGUGCGAAGGAACCCUUGAAAAGUACUCUUGCUAUGAGGUGAAAAGUAGUGUUUACAAAGUUAAUCAAAACAACACCUGGCGAGCAAGCUGGCAAAACAGUGGAAAGCAAAAACCCUCUACAUGUGAGUACCGCCACUAUUAGCAACCUUCUCUUGCCACAUACCAUAGCAAUGUGAAUUCAGUUGUAACUGGAAUGAAAGGUGGAAAGAAUCUACUUGGUAAAGCAUUAGCAUUUAUGUAGAUAAAAAGACGUAUGAGAGGCCGGCUCUGGUUCUGCAAGAAUUCAAAUAACCAGAAUAUCUAUCAAUCAGUUUAUAGUCUUAACCCUUUGACGCCCAAGUAACCAUUUACGGCCACUU